Messenger RNA from Perognathus longimembris pacificus (Pacific pocket mouse), 636 nucleotides. RefSeq names its product tripartite motif containing 61 (gene Trim61). Bases 1 to 636 code for a protein of 211 amino acids. Lineage: Eukaryota; Metazoa; Chordata; Mammalia; Rodentia; Heteromyidae. The record is from RefSeq and is a predicted model, not a curated record. The transcript has a single exon. Gene Ontology annotation, molecular function: zinc ion binding.
AUGGCAGUGGACCACACCUUUGCUCCAGGCUCAAUGGAGUUUGCAAAAGCUCAGGAAGACCUCCAACCUGAGGCUAGCUGCCCCAUCUGUCUGGAAUGCUUCAAAAGCCCAGUGACCUUGCCCUGUGGGCAUAACUUCUGCCUCCUCUGCAUCAGGUCAUCCUGGAAGGGUCAAGAGAAGAGUUUCCCCUGCCCUUCUUGCCAGCUUGACUGUCCAGAAAAGAAAUUCUCAAGCAAUCUGCAGCUGAGUAACUUGACUCAGAUCACUAAGCUAUUCCCCACUGGAAGACGCAAGAGAAGACUGCAAGGCAAGCUCAUGUGUAAGAAGCACAAAGAAGCCACGGCCUUUUUCUGCCAGAAGGACCUGGAGGUUUUAUGUCGCCGGUGCUGCUCCACCAGUCACCAGCAUCACCGUAUUUGGCCCAUAAAGAAGGCUGCACACUUGCAUAGGAAACAACUAGCAUGUUCCAUGGAGCUGUACAAAGACAGGGUGGAGCCAGUUAAGAAAGUGCUAGCCAUGCAGACUAGAAGACCCCUAGAACUGAAGAGAAAGGUAGAGCGAAGGAGGAAAGAUAUAAACUUUGAAUUUGAACAACUUAGGUUGUUUCUCAAAAAACCAACAGGAGAUGCUUCUUAA